Messenger RNA from Paraphaeosphaeria sporulosa, 1791 nucleotides. RefSeq lists its product as uncharacterized. The record is from RefSeq and is a predicted model, not a curated record. NCBI's taxonomy places the organism in Eukaryota, Fungi, Ascomycota, Dothideomycetes, Pleosporales, Didymosphaeriaceae. The coding region runs from base 360 to 1652 and encodes 430 amino acids. The transcript has a single exon.
CCUACCCUGACCUGCGGUUGUCCCAUCAAACAGUUCGAUAUCUGAGUCACUGGCAUGUUCUUGCCAGUCGUUUGGAGAGGCUGGGCUCAGGAUCUGCGCCAUGGCGCUCCGCCCUUUGCCUUAGCCUCAGCCCUCUACUGAUCCGUCUGCUAGGGCGCAACACUGUAAGAAUGUGACAUUUCAAAGCCUAUAUCUAGUGACGGCUUGUUUGACGAUUUACAUGCGCAAUCACCGACCUCUCCGCUAUCGCAACAAGAUAGUCCUCUUCACUGGGCGCACUAAUUUCAUGGUCAGCUGCUCUUUGCGUGUGCAGCUUUGGCUGUUCUACACUUUCCAGAACUCGCGAGAGCACACUGAAUAUGGAUGUUACACUGGAAUCCGAGAUGUCUCCAUGGCUCCUCAUGAAUGAUCCUUGGGAUAAUGAUUCACUGGUGUCUUCCAAAUGCAGCGAAAUUUUGGAUUGGGAAGACGACUGGUGGGGUGGCUGUCCGUGCUGUGCACUGUCUACCAGGUCCUUUUACGUUGCUGAGAAUCAGGCAAACGACCUUUUCGCGGCCGACUUCGCUGAUGAAUCCCACAUGAACGCCGCAGGCCGCACCACCAUGCACCCAUACCGCGACCUUCGAUCUGCGUCCUACGCACGCAAACGCUCUUUCAAGAAAUCCAAGCCUAGGCCCCGAACACGUGGGAUUGCAGGAAGGAAGUGGGAACAUGCGUACUGCCGAAGGGAGAACAAGAGGAACAAAAAAGAAACUCUAAGAUUCGAGAUCUAUGCAAAUCAACGGCGGGAGAAAGUGCACUGGUGGUCUUCAGAGAAUCAAAACAGUAUAGAGUUUGUGAUAUGGGACAUGAAUCUGGAAGAAGAUUUCGACCAAUACAUCGCAGCCAUGUGGGAUGGUGUCGUUGGGUAUGAGGUGCUCCACAAGCAUGCUGAAGUGUUCGAAAAUUCCGAGCUCUACACGGAGACGGGUGAGACAGUCUCGGUCUGGGCACAACGGCGCAUCGCAGAGAUGCGCGCCGUCAAGGAUACUCAAACGCGAACUCAGGCAGCACCUCGACGAACGCGAAUAGGCGUGGGCAGAUUCGAUUAUCAGAUAAACUGCGGAUCACCACUCACUACCAAGCUAUCGACAAAUGCCUACGCCGCGUAUGGUCAUACGCAACUGCGUGCAGCCCUGACACGGCCCACACAAGCUCGACAAAUGGCGCGUUUUAACUUAAAGAUCCCGCCUUCUCCUAGAAUACACAACUACAAUUGGUUUGGGGAGUAUACAUGGCGAUGGCACAGAAAGGCGUCUGGCUGUUGGCAAAUGGGGUAUGGUGAUUGUGGUAAUUUCGCAAUGCCCUGCCCUUGCAGUGAGAGCGGGUGUUUUUGCUACUUUCUUCGAUGCUACUGCGAGAAAUUCGAGGGUCAGGUAGUGCCGGAGGAGCAGCAACGCUAUAGUCUGCUCGAAUGGGCUGGAGCUGAAGGCAGCAGGUUUAUUGAGGCUGACAAGGCUUGGGAGCAAGCUGAAGGACCAAUGAGGGAGUGCGACACGGAUGUUGCAACGGAGAGCGACGGUGAAUGGAGCUUCGUGAAUGAGGACUGUGGUGUACGAUCCUGCUCUUCCGUAGCAUCUUCGGUCGAGUUGAGUUACAGCACGCGCCCCUAGCACGUCGCGUAUUGACUUCUUGUACCGAUUUGAUAGAGUAGGCAUGUUCUGUUCCUUACUUGUGUGUCGCCUCAGACCAAGUUUAUUGUAAAGCUGAUGCUGUGUUUUUAUAUAGCUCAUACGACACGAUCAUUUCCGC